AUGUCACCCUGGGGAGCAGAGGGGACAGGUGUCUCUCACCCAGUGCAGACCCUGCCCACUCGCACACUUCCUGUCCUGAUCUUUUCGGCACAGAAGCUGGAGCAAGAACGUGAGAAUGUGGAAGGGGAUUCUGCGGACCCUCACUUUGCGCCAGGAAGCGAGGACGGGCCGGAUGCGGCCGCGCUGAGUGCUCUGAGGAGGAGGAAAGACCUUCUGCAGAGACUCCGGGCACAGCACCUCCUGGAGGAGGUCUCCCAGGCCCAAGCCCGGACCGGGGUGAACAGAGGAGGGGCCUGGGGGUCGGCGCUGCCCCCGGAGGUGCCCCCAGCGGGCAUCUACCCUGCCAUCUCCCCACCCCCGCCAGCCCUGGAGCCACCACGGAUUAUCCAACACUUGGCCCCCCAGCCUCCUGCCACCAUCAUCCACCAGCUACCUCAGCAGCCCCUCGUCGCACAGAUCCCCCCUCUCCAGGCCUUCCCCACUCAAAGGUCAGGAAGUAUUAAGGAAGACAUGGUGGAGAUGAUGCUGAUGCAGAACGCACAGAUGCACCAGAUCAUCAUGCAAAACCUGAUGCUCAAAGCCCUGCCCUCCGGGGGGUCCCAGGCGGCCCCUCUGCAUCCUGCCCCACAGCCCCGCUGCAGGCCUCCCCGGCAGGUCACUCCGUGUGGCCCUCGGUGGUCUCAGCCACGGCCCUCCCACCGGCGGCGGGUUUCCUGCACCACAUGGCGGGCCCCUCCUUGGCAACCCUUAGUGGGGUGGCAUCUGAUGGCAUCCUGCCCACGCAGCCUCCGGGCCUGUGAGCCUCCACAGGUGGGCUCCGGUGUUUCCAUCUGCCCUUGUGGGAUGACCUCUCUUUUCCCCAAGUUCUGUGCCGGCGAGAGCGUUGUCCUCUCUGCCUCCUCGGACCCUGCAGGCUCGUGGGAUGUCGGCUCGGGGACGCGGCCGCCUGCACCGGGCGGCGCUCACGGGCCUCCAGGGCGGGAGCACCUCCUUCCCUUGUGAGAGGCGAUUAAAGGUCUGACUCCAUUUCUGAUUUUCAUGUUGA
Messenger RNA from Suricata suricatta (meerkat), 1045 nucleotides. It is a transcript of the gene C5H21orf58, whose product is annotated as chromosome 5 C21orf58 homolog. The coding region runs from base 1 to 1002 and encodes 333 amino acids. The record is from RefSeq and is a predicted model, not a curated record. The transcript has 8 exons. NCBI's taxonomy places the organism in Eukaryota, Metazoa, Chordata, Mammalia, Carnivora, Herpestidae.